Molecule: messenger RNA, 3840 nt
Organism: Cylicocyclus nassatus
Lineage: Eukaryota; Metazoa; Nematoda; Chromadorea; Rhabditida; Strongylidae
Source: the annotation of a GenBank genome assembly
CAACUUCUCCAUUCUCAUGCUUUCCUUUCAGUUAGUCACUUAUCGACUAAUUAUUCGCGACGUUCACCAGGACUAUCUGGAUCAGCACUGACGUCGUGUGAACAUCCUGGUGUGCCUAAUGUGUCUGUGAUAACUCUGCGUAUUCAAGCCCAUUACCAAGUGAUAAUUUGAUCUGCAACUAAAGUCACAAAUCGAGCGCUCAACUGUAUUCGAAAGUGCAGCCUGACUCCUUACUUGUCUAUCGAUACGACAUCGAUCGACACAUCUCUUCUGCUGAUUAGCUAGUUGGAACCGUCAUUGAAAAUCUUGUGCUCGAUGACCAUGGCACAUGUGGACAACGAUCAACGUCCGAUGUCGAAUGGAUGCGAGAAUAAUCACGACACCAUGGUUGAACCGAUGGAUUUGAGUGCACCGAUGCCAAACGGAACGCCGUCCAAAUCGACGGUCGAGUUUGCGGAUGGCCAAUUGUCUCCGGCGUCAUUGCGACGUCGCAGCACCCGCGCCAGUGCGCUCAAAGCGCAAGAGAAAAUCAAACAUAAAGAUGAUUUUCUUAUGGCGGCAACUGUUGAAAAGGAGGAGAUGGAAGAGACUGGUGAGUCGUCGCCUAAAAAGCGCAAACUAUACGAUGGAUCCUGUUUCGACCAGUUUAGCCACAAGUUUGGGCUACGGGAACAAAAUGGCAAUGUGUACCCUCUAACAGACGAGAGUGAGGUAUCCUCAUUACAUGACAGUGAAGUUAUCACGCUCAAGGCCAGUUAUGAUAGGCUGGUUAGCAAAGAGCUCACCCCCGAACAACGACAUGAGCGAACGCUUAUGAUCAAACAAUGCGAGGCGGAGUUACGACUAGAAGAAGCAAAGUUAACGAUGCUGAAGAAAAUCAAAGCUAGCCAGAUGUUGGCUACGCAGAAGCUUCAUGAGGCAAAGAAAGCCACUCCGCACAUGUCGCUGAACAACGCUGGCGGCGCAUACAAGCCUUUGGUUGCUCCGCCGUUGCAUAAAACUGCUUCUGCUCCGGCGAACGGAAAAAGUGGUUCAGUCGGUUCAUCGCGGCCUAAUCCCGUGCUUGGACUAGCAGGACUUACCCCGCAGCAACAGCAAGAGCUUCUCCGAAGUGCGCAAGCGAACCCAGCCGCGCUGCAAGCGCUCCUUAUGCAAGCAGCAAAAAGCGGUCAGUCACCUGCUCAAGCACUGGCGGCACUAUUCGCCAACCAUGCGUCGACAUCAUCACAAGCAGCCUCAUUGGCUCAACAACUUAAGGAGCAACGUGCCAAAGAGGAACAACUGCUCAAGGAGCAGGCUGCUGCCACACAAGCGAAUAAUGCAGCACAGCAGGCUAAGCUUCUCGCUGCACAGACGCCUCAACAGCGUGCUGCCACAGCUCGGCAGGCGUUCCGAAUGCAAGCGGAUAAGCAGCUCAUGCAGCAAAUAUCUGCACCAAAAGCUCCGCCGAUCGACUUGUUUUUCAUACCAAACGGGUCGCAACCGGACUUCUGCUACCUCGUCGGCCUGGAUCUCGUCGUUCAACGGGUACUUAAAGAUAAGAACGUGUACAGGAGUGUCAGCGAGGUUCCCUACGAAUGCGAAGAAUGUGGCACUGAUUUUACGCCGUCAUGGAAAGCCAUAGGAACAUCAGCCAACGAUAUGCACUUGUACUGCGAACAAUGUGUUCGUUCCGCACAAAAACGAAAAAUACGCACGGAUCACAGCAAUGUGCUGAAGAAGGCUUAUAAUAAAAUCAAUAGCCAAGAAAAAGAGUUUGAGAAGCAAAUUGCUGAUGGAAAAUUGGAAGCGGCUUUGGCAGCUGCAGCACAGGCUCAUGCAGCCGCAGCAGCAGCCGCUGCAGCGGCAUCGUCCAGUUGCGCAUCCACCAGUCAAGCCCAGAAUUUGAGCACGAAAAUGCCAAACUUGUCUGCUUCGCAACAGCGUAGUGGUACAAGCACGCCUACUGUGCGGAAAGCUGCCACCCCGGUCCCUCAGUCUUCCACACCUCUGACGAAAGUAGGCUCAUCGUCUUCAUCGAACACGCCUGCUAUGAAGAAGUCAAAUAGCUCUCCUGGAUUAAGUAUGGCCGCUAUGCAACAGCAAAUGGCAGCAAUGCAGCAAUUGGUGCGAGCCAAUCCGAUGAUGGCAAUGGCGGCUAGCCAAAUGGCCGGAGCUGCUGCAGCCGCUGGAAAUCCUAUGGCGAGUAUGAUGCAGCAGAUGUGGAAUCCCAUGAUGCUACAAGCAGCCGCCACUCAAAUGCGUUUACAACAACAACAAGCACAACAUCAGGCGAAUCAGCCCAACAUGGCCAUGACUAUGCUUGCUCAAGCUGUACAACAUGCUCAGUCAUCAGGUCUGACUGGACAGAAUAAUAAUCCCCUCGCCCAACUUGCUGCGGCCGCAGCGAUGAACCCUGCAUUGAUGAGCAAUCCUCAGUUGCUACGACAAAUCCAGCAGAUGCAAAGUCGCGGCCUGAUUGAGUCACUUCGAGGGAAGAAAUAAUUUCUAAGAGACUACAUUGCCAACCUAUAACGUCAACACUUGUGGGAAGGGUAUGAGAAAGUCACGAUAACGUGAAAUUACCUUGUCGAAAAUUUGAAUCACCGAUGUUGACGUGCUAAUUUCAUUGUUGAUGUUUUUUGUUAGUUAUGUUGAGCUUUCUCCCUCGUUAUCGAUUGGUAUAUGCGUUUCUCAAAGAUUACCUCCUCAAUUCUUUGUCUCUACCCUGCAUCACAACCAUUCUUUCUUCUCCUCUCUGGAAAUAUACCGGUUGUUCGCAUAUCGACAAGGUAUCGAGAACCAAAUAUACACGUACACACCCAUCCAUAAACGCAUACACUUCACUGAGACGUGUCUUGUCCGUGUAGCUUAUUUAUCGAUUGUUAUCGAUUAGUAAUUCAUCUAUGUUUGUUUGCACAAGUAUAUUACCGGUAGCGGGUUGUUAUACUUCUUGUUUUCGAGGAAAUAUUAAGAAUGUUGUGCUUUUAAUUGUACGUUCGAGGGGAGUCAUGUGUUUGUGUGAUCUGCGCAUCAAUAGCUUCCCAUUUCCCAAAGCUCCAUUGUCUGUCCAGUGCUGCCUUUCUCAUCGACCCUCUUACCACUUUUCACCCAAGUCCCGGAAUCGACUGAUAGAAUUGAUAUCGAUUUAGUCGAUCACAAAUCCAUUGUUCACUUGCUACAUUUAUUUGUGUCAACCUUUGCCCCACUUCGGCCACCCUCUUUGUCCAUCGCUCGUCACUGUUCUUCAUUCUUUCCAUAGAUUUCUCUGAAAUGGGUAUCAACAGGAUUGUGUACAGUCACAGUGGUAGAUUAAAUGUAUAUGAAUGUGACAUAAUGUUUGUUACAAAUUUGGCGCUAUAUAUCGCGCUACUGCCUUUCCGUUGACAAUCUUAACGAUUCAAUUUGUGAUGCUAAUCUGUGCAGCAAAUCGUCAAGCUUGUCAAAAUAGCUAAAAUAGUUCACCGUGUAUAAUCUCAUCAUUGGGCUGGGGAUAUGCUCCUGUGUAAUACGAGGCGUAAAAAUCCGUGUCCAAAACUGCAUGGUACUGUUUGGCACCCUGAGUUUUUGACGUGGAACGUCAUCGGUUCGAUGUUUUUUAAAUUUUAAUUUGGUAAAGAUAGAGUUUUUCGUUUUUUAUUGUCGUUUCUCUAUUUCAUACUAAAUAUUGAUUUUUAUUGCUGAAUACUUCUUUUAUCACAAUUUGUUCACAUGCAUCAUGUGUAUAUUGUAUUUUACUUCAUUUUCGUUCACAAGAUAUCCCCGAGUUUGUGAUCUUUCGAAUGUGAAUGGUUGGAUACGCGUUUACACUCGUGUAGAUUUGAUACAUUUUUCUUUGUAAUGAAUGGUUACUUGACUCAA